Molecule: messenger RNA, 2017 nt
Organism: Paraphaeosphaeria sporulosa
Lineage: Eukaryota; Fungi; Ascomycota; Dothideomycetes; Pleosporales; Didymosphaeriaceae
Product: mitochondrial carrier
Exons: 8
Coding region: 473-1546 (357 amino acids)
Biological process (GO): transport
Molecular function (GO): transmembrane transporter activity
Source: RefSeq, a predicted model, not a curated record
UACACGAUUCAUAGAAGGAGCUUUGUGACAGCAUGGCGGCUAGUUUGCAGGUGGUAAUUGCUCUCUGUUGCAAGGGCGCAUGGCUGCGGGCAUUUGAUAGAUCAAGAGCGCACAUCAGGCACGCUGGCAGCUACAAAAGGGCACUUGGACGCGUCGAUCGCCGCGACGGCCCAAUUGCAGCCCCUCCAAGAUAGCUCUAGGUCGUUUCGGGGUUGCACGUUGCACAAAGCCGCAAGCUUAACCCCACCAUUUCAUCACCACCAGCUCGACCUCCCGUGUUGCUGCUUGCGUUGCCAUUGUCGCCCGACCACGCGUUCACCCUACGACUUUCUCUGCACGGAACCCCCGGGCCAUCCAUCACUCCCCUAGCUUGAUCGUUUGGGCGACGCCUUGAUGGAGCUUGCCCGGCGCCUGGCCUCAUCGCGAUUGCCGUAGGAAGACGUCACGUCUUCCACAGCUAGCGAUAGCCAGUAUGCCCGAGCGCGGCCCCGAUAGGACAGAUGCUUCGAGCGCGAACGCCCGCCCCCGCGAUGUCCAGGAUGUUUCCAGAGCAGUGUUGCGCAGCGAGCAGGCGAAACGCUGGACCAAGCGGUAUCGCACCGAGGUCGCUGCGAGCUCCAGCAGUCUGCUCUCGACCUUCGUCGCGUACCCUCUCGACUCGGUGAAGACGCGCCUGCAAGCCUACCAAUUCAAGUCCUUCACCGACUGCGUUCUCCACACCUACAAGACGGAGGGGCUCCAUGGCUUCUAUCGGGGCGUCUGGUCACCACUCGCAAGCAUCACGCUCGUGCGGACGGUCUCAUUCUCGAUAUACCAGAAAUCAAAGUACGCCAUCGACGACUGGAUCUUCCGAACCACUGGAAGUUCUCCCCUUGUCAUCGCGAACACGAAGGGCGCCUUACCUACACUAUCCACAGUCGCAUGUUUUGGACUCUCGGGAGCAACAGCGGGUGCUGCUAUUACGGCUAUAGCUUGUCCCUUCGAGCUGACCAAGUUGAGCGCGCAAAUCUCCGUCUUGAUGGCGGAUCGGAAAGACGGUGGUGGCACGAAUGACGCCGUCCGGAAAAGCUACCAGAAUCUCGGAACAUUCAGGACAGCGCAGAAUCUCGUCAAGCAUAGAGGCUGGAUGGGUCUAUAUUCUGGCUUCCACUUGCACCUACUUCGUGACACUAUCGGCACUGGUAUAUACUUUGUGACGUACGAGAGCGUGAAGCAAAUAUUGUCGAAUGCCCGUGGAAGCUCCCCUACAAGUCCACUGGCUGUCGUUGUAGCUGGCGGCAUGUGUGGGCUCGUGAGCUGGGCUUGUAUCUUCCCGAUCGAUACCGCCAAGAGCAUCUACCAGCGAAACUGCCUCGUUGGUGGAAGGGAGAAAGCAGAGAGACCUAGGAUACACUUCUUCAAUGCGCGGAUGUAUCGGGGUCUCGGCGUGUCCAUGAGCCGCUCGUGUGUCGUUAAUGCCAUUUUCUUUACAGCGUUUGAAUUUACCAAGAAGCGCAUCAACGGAAUGACGUACGACGAGGAGCUUCUGCGCGAACACGGAGCAUGAGAGUCCGUUGCGCGACUCCUGAUAUCAAGUUCCUUUUUUUCCCUGACCAUAAUUCUGGCGGGCUGCAUAGAACAUGGAGUUGGAUGGAACCGGUUUGUAACCUAGGACAUUUGCGGCUCGUACCAGGCAUAGCAUUGAAUAAGCGAGCACGCGCGUCGUGCUUUGAUGAAGCAUUUCCCGCGAACACAAAUUCUCAGUGCAUCCCCUGCCACCCCAGAGUCAGAUCGCGUUUGAGCAGAUAUCGCCCGGCCCCUCCCACGUCCACUCCCACCUCGCAACAAGCGUCCCUCCUCAUAACCUCAACCGUGUCGUCCUGCAAACGAUCCUGACAUGUCCAUGCUGCUCACUACGAAACGCGUGAUUGCUCAGCGAUUUUGUUCACAUUAGAGCGGCACGGCGGCAGAAUAGCGUACCAUCCUGUCACCGCGUUGGUAGAGCGAUCGAGAAGACGAGGACUUGGCCACAAGGUGC